Chelonia mydas (Green sea turtle) is the source of this 12903-nucleotide messenger RNA. It is a transcript of the gene DCUN1D2, whose product is annotated as defective in cullin neddylation 1 domain containing 2. The record is from RefSeq and is a predicted model, not a curated record. Gene Ontology annotation, biological process: protein neddylation; positive regulation of ubiquitin-protein transferase activity. Bases 2965 to 3699 code for a protein of 244 amino acids. Gene Ontology annotation, cellular component: ubiquitin ligase complex. Gene Ontology annotation, molecular function: ubiquitin-like protein binding; ubiquitin conjugating enzyme binding; cullin family protein binding. The transcript is spliced from 7 exons. NCBI's taxonomy places the organism in Eukaryota, Metazoa, Chordata, Testudines, Cheloniidae.
GGCGCGGCGACGAGGCGGGGACUUGCUGCUCCCAGGGAGGCGGCCGGGGCCUAAGGCCCGCUCGCCGCUCAGCGAUAGGUGGCUAAGGAGAACCGGUGCGCGCCUGCGCAGGAGGCGGCGGCGGCGCUGGGCAGUGAAGUUGGUCAAAGCGCCGGGGAUAAGAUGGAAAGAAAGUUAGACGAGAAUGAAAAAUCAUCCAUGAUAUGGAAACCCUCUUUCAGCCCUAACUGUGAAAUCACAACCGUGACUCCAUAAACUGCUGUCAAAGAAGGGUAUUGUCAGUCUCCUCAGGAAAGGCUGCCGUAGUUGAGCUGGCAAGUUUUCUUCCAGCCCACCACAGUCCCCAGAGAAAGUGAGCCUAGCGAGUACAAAUCCACUGCACUGGAAACAGUUCUAGCAGGAUAUACCAACGCUUAAAUUGUAUUUGGGCACCUAGAUGUGACUAUGAUUGGCAAAAUGGAAAUGCAUGUAUAGAUUGUUAUUGGAAUAAACAUUUGAUUGAGUAUAGGGGGAAUAUAUGUAUGCACAUGCAAAAGAAAGCAGGUUUAUGUCCCACUGAGCAACAUUCCAAGGCCAUCACCCCUGUGCAAGUGCAUAAUUGGAAAGCCCAGAAAAGCAAUAGGAAUUUACAAUUAAUAAAAAGGUGAUCAAAGCUAUUUUACAAAGAGUCCAAAUUAGGCCUCAUCUUGCAACAUCUGUUUUUAAUAGGUGAUAUAUUUUAACAAUUUUUAAAGUGGUGGUGAUGAGGCAGAUUGUAGUUUUCAAGUCAGAGUACAUAAAGCAUGUCACCUCAUUGUGACCUAUUACAAAAUAUACAUACUAUGUUGCGAUCAUUUAGAAAGAAGACAUGCUAGAAAAAAUGAUUUCUAUAUAUCUUUUUUAAAAAUAAAGACUCUGUUCACGUAUGUAAUUUAAACUGUAUUUUGGAGAACAAUUCUGCAUUGGCAGAGAGGUAAAGUGAAUGAUCUUUUUCCACCUCUGUCCUUUUGAAUCAGAAAAGAGACACAGGUUACUUGAAGUUUGUAGACCUUAUAUAUAUGACAUAACUUUUAGUUUGCAGUGUUGUAGCCAUGUUGUCCCAGGAUAUUAGAGACAAGGUGGAUGAGGUAAUAUCUUUUAUUGGACCAACUUCUAGUGGUGAAAGCUUGUAUCUUUCACCACCAGAAGUUGGUCUAAUAAAAGAUACUACGUCACCCACCUUGUCUCUAAAAACUUUUAGUUGUCAUAGUUGUAUCACAGAUUCCUAUUGUGAAGUGACCCAGCACUAAAUUAAUUGUAACUUAGAAAGACUCUUGUUUAAAUGUCUACACAAGAUUUUAUUGUAGUAAGAUUUGAUAUAUUUCCACUUCAAGGAAAAUUUAGGAUUUUUAAAAAUAUAAAUAGAUGUACACAGUAUCUCCAGUAGGGAAACAACAAAGAUAAUUUAACAUGUCCUCUGAAAAAUCAAUUGCAAUUAUUUCUGUGGCUAUAAAGGUGUUCCCAUUUUAUGAGUAUCCUUUUCUGUAGUUUUUCAAUAUUUAGAAAAUAACUUUAUGAAGGAACUUUAUGAAGGAAAGAAUGAAGUCUGUAUCUUCUGCAUAUGAUGCACUUCUUGUCUUAUAUGACCAUCUGCAAUAAUUUUUUAAUGAUAUGACUAUAUGUAGAGUGUGUAAAAGAGAUAAGGGUGGACUAGAAGAUGUAUGAAUGUUUAUACUGUAGUGUCACAUUGAACAUGAAACAGUGAUGUGCAGUAGAAUACAUCAUAACAGCUUGUUCUAAUAAUCAGGGAUCAGCAAGUCAAUGCGUCACUUUACACUGUUGACUUAAAUACUAGGGUGAGCAGAUGAUGAUGUGUUUACCCAGAUAACUUAGUUAUCUACCCAGAAACAUAACUUGUACUAACUAUGAUGAGUAAAACAGAUGUAUUGAAACCCAAAGAGAGUUUGAUUUUUAAAAAGUUACUUUAAGUACAGCAGAGAAUAAUGGUAAAACACAUUGGUAGCAGAUUUUUGCUCUCUUUCAAACCUCUUUCCCCUCAUUCCUGUAUUCUUCAGAAGUAUACUCUGGGAAUGUAGAGCUAUGGUUUGCCGCAACUCAUUGCCAUUGAGAAAAACAUUUCAUGUUUCGUAUAAGCCCUAUUUUCUACUGAAUAACAAAGUAACCAAUUACAUUGGUUAAUAUAAACAUCUCUUCUAUUGUCAGAACAUAUUAAAGCUUUUGAUUAGAUUUACAAUAACUUUUUGGAAACUCAUAAUAAUGAGUAAAUUUCUUGCUUGGCUUCUUUACCAGUUUUAUUUUCCUUUGAGCUCACUUUUUCUGAAAGCAACAAUGAACAGUUCCCAGUGUUAAAAUUGAAAAGUGCUUUGUAACUUUAACUGUCUUAAAUAAUUAACUGGAAAACACUAUUGUUCACUAGCACUAGAAAUUAAUUAGGAAAACUCUUAAGUCAACUGUUAAACUUUUCAGAUAUUUCUCAAGGCCUUUAUUUACAGAAUCUCUGAUUUUUGUAUGAUUCAUACCUUUGAAAUGUAUUUUAUCAUUAAUGGUAGACUUAUUUUCAGCAAAUAGACCCAAUUGUCAUAACAAUAGUAUUUUAGAGUUUAUAACCAAAUAAAUUCUGAAUUUAAUGGGAAAUAUCUGGAGAUCAAACAGUUUUCGUACAAAACAAUUGUGUGUACAUGAGCAGUAACACAAAUUUGAAUUUAUUGUUGCCAGAAUAUUUGCUACUAAAAUGUACAUACAGAUGCUGUCAUUUCAGUUUCCAGAAGUGCUGCCUUUUUAACUGCAGAAGAGCAAGGCUUUGUCUUCCUUUAAUUCUGAAGUGAAAGUUGUCACACACGGAGAAAACUAAACCCCUUUAAAAGAUAGGCAUUAGUAGUAGAAUGCUGAAACAAACUUCUGGAUUAGCUUCAUUGGCUUUCCUGCUUCUUUUGCAUCCCAAAGCAUAAGCUUAAAUCGUCUCAGAAGGACAAGGUCCGCCAGUUUAUGGCAUUUACCCAGGCUGGUGAAAGGACUGCUAUAUAUUGCUUAAUGCAGAAUGAGUGGAAACUAGAAGUGGCAACAGACAACUACUUCCAGAACCCAGACUUGUACUACAAAGAAUCCAUGAAAAAUUCAGUAGACAGAAAGAAAUUAGAACAAUUGUAUAACAGGUACAAAGACCCACAGGAUGAAAAUAAAAUUGGUAUUGAUGGAAUUCAGCAGUUUUGUGAUGAUUUAAGCCUGGACCCUGCCAGUAUCAGCGUCUUGGUCAUAGCAUGGAAAUUCAGGGCAGCCACUCAAUGUGAAUUCAGUAAAAAGGAAUUUGUAGAUGGCAUGGCAGAGUUGGGGUGUGACACCACAGACAAGCUAAAAGCUGUAUUGCCAAGAUUGGAACAAGAGCUAAAGGAUCCAAUAAAGUUCAAAGAUUUUUAUCAGUUUACCUUUACCUUUGCUAAAAACCCUGGACAAAAAGGUUUAGAUUUAGAAAUGGCAAUUGCAUAUUGGAAUUUAGUCUUAUCGGGAAGGUUUAAAUUUUUAGAUCUUUGGAAUAAAUUUUUGUUGGAACACCAUAAAAGAUCAAUCCCAAAAGAUACUUGGAAUCUUCUGUUAGACUUUGGAAAUAUGAUUGCAGAUGAUAUGUCAAACUAUGAUGAGGAAGGAGCAUGGCCUGUUCUCAUAGAUGAUUUUGUGGAAUAUGCACGACCAGUAGUCACAGGAGUAAAGCGUAAAACCUCCUAACCACAGACACUUCCAAAUGGACUAAGUUUGCAGUCUGAACUCUAUCAGGUAAUGAAGACCUUUUCUCCAAUAACUGCACACCGUCACUGGUUUUAAUAGUCGUGGCAAGAUGCCACUGACAAAACUUGAAAUUGCGCCUUUCUGCCUAAAGAAAAUGAUGGCUGACUCAUGGACACAGCAAGAAGAAACUCAAGAUAGCCCAGGCUGUUCAUAGGAUAUUGGCUUCAAUUAUUGUGCUGGUUGUAUCAUAUAGGAUGUAGAUUUUGCAUGAUUUUAUACUUUGGAGAAGUUUAACUAGAAGCCAUUUUAAAGUUUUGACAGCACGGCAUGCCAUUCAGUUCAUGAUCCAAGAUGAACACCAGCAGUUACAUAAUUAAAACUGUAUUAUAUUGUACUUAUAUUAAAAGCAGUAUUUGUGGUAUAUAAAUUAAAUCCCUAAAUAAAACUUAUGUAGUAUGGUGUAUUUUUAUACAAGUCAGCUCUGUGUAAGUAUCUGCCCUAAUAUAAACUUGUAACAAAACACUUACUGACACUUUUUUCUUGGUGCCAGGAUUCUAGAUUUAUAUUUUUACGCUCUCAAAAAUGUACAGACCAUGACUGUUUUUUUCCCCUUGUAAGAGCAACUUCUUCAUCACAGUGUUCACCUGAUGUGUGUGUGGUUAUGUUAGCUAUCAAUAGCAUUGCUGCACAAGGACUGCUCUACAUUGUUUUGACUCCAAGAAUGGUUUGAAUAUGAUUAUUUACACUGUUGAUUGAUUAGUCUUUUUUAAAUAGACCCUAAAACAACCAAAGACACAUUUUUAUAAUUCAUAAUUGAUAGAUAAACAUAAUUCAGUUUUUCUUCAUCUUUACAUUUUCCAUUUACUUUUUUGUAAAUAAUGAAUUGGUGGGAUUUGAGGAUUUUAGUAGCCUUCAAUUUACCGUAAAAUAGCUAGGUUCCAUUUAAAUGCAAUAUUCUGUGCAUGCAGUUCCAGAUAUCUCAACCCCAAAAAGGAAGGGGGAAAAUAAACACACACAACCACACUAUGGACAGUAUAUCUUAACUCCCCUUCUCAAAAACCUUUGGCAGGGGGGUGAUUUUUUUUCUCUACAUUAUGAAGCCUCUUGCUUCUUGUUCUAAAUAUUCUGUAAAACAAAUAAUAGUUCUUCUUUGAAUAGUGUCUCGGUGGGUGCUCCACUUCAGGUGCGAAUGUGCCUUAAACCCUUGAUCAGAGAUUUUCCAUUAGCCGUGUUCGUUUGGCCCACACAAGCAUCCUAAAUAUCUUUAAACCUCACACCAAGGCUACAUAGGGUUGUGCAGGCAAUCCACCCUCAGUUCGUUCUCAGUUCCUCCUUGGCCUGAGCUAGACCCCUAAUGCGUCUGCCUGGAGCGUGCCUUGGCUAACUUCUUGUUUAUAGUUUAGUGUUAGCAUUAAAUAGUUGUUAGUAGAUAAGUAGCUUGAGGAUUAACUUUGUGCCUCUCCCUCCCUCUGGGAAGCCUUUCUCUCCUGGCAUGGUGUACUUAGCUCUACAGGAUUCAAACAUCUCCCAGUCAGCGGCAGCCACUCUUAAGUCCACCGCUUGGGAGAGUCGCAUGUCUACUAGAAGGAGACUUCUGCCUGGCCCUUAAAUCCAGGGUAAGGAAGAACCAGGAGAUCAAGUUGAGGCUGCUGCUGAUGGAGCACUCCCUUCGACCUGCUUUAGAGAGUCAUGUCAGGAUAUCCCUGCUUUGGACAUCUGUCUCCAAACAGAUCCAGUGCCCCUUUGACCUCAGCACAGAUCUCCUCUAGUAAGGGGAAGACUUGUGAGGCCACAGUGAAGUCUCCCAAGAAGAGGAGCACUGGCUCCCAUCAUAAGGAGACUGCUCUCAAAAGAUCUUGGUCCCCCACUAAGUCCAUGGUAUCAGAAGCCUCAACCUCUUUGCUUCAUACCAUAGAGGUGAAAGACUCCUCCAAUACCAGUGAGUCCAAAUAGUCCCAGAGUUCUGACAGAGCCCUGGUACUGACUAUAGGGGACAAGGAGGACAAGGAUAAGCACUUCUCCAGCCUAUUACCACGGAGCAUGGCUUUAUCGUUGGCACCUCCCUAGUUGGGACAACCCAAUAUCACACAACCAAAGUGUGUGACACCACCGGUACCUACUUUGGUAUGCUCAAAAUCUAUAGUACUGUCUGCUUCAAUUGCCAAGCACGCUACCAUGGCGGUACCGAUCCUUCGCUUGGUACCACAGGAAUUCAGAUACUCAAAUGACUUAUCAAUGGCUGAUGGACCAGAAUCUCUACUGCUCAUGGGUACUAAAUGCUUCUUGGUAUCAAGAGCCCAGUCUCUGGACUACCAUCGCUCUCUGGUACUGCUGGACUCUCCACCCUUUUCCACUUGUGCUCCCCCAUUGGAGGAUACCCAAGGAGGAGGAAGACUUCCUUCAGUCUCAUCCAGGGUUCUCUUGCACAUCCACAGAGAAAUCUGUUAUUUGACUCCCAUAGGGAAGAUCCUCAGGCUUGACACCAAGGAUGGUGGGUCCAACCCUGGAUGCCACUUUCUCUCCCAUUUGGUUCCUCCCAAUGGCCAUACUGGGAUCCCUGGGCUGAGUACUGAUAGCAACUUGUCAGAUAACCAGUUCUGACACAUUGGAAGGUUAGAGAUGUUCAAUCCUCUACUCCCCAACCAGGUCCCCAAUACAAGGAAACGUUUGAAGAACAGAAGUCUAGGGCAGAUGAAGAAGCCACCCCUCACUCCUAUCUCUUUAUCAUCUCCAGAUGUGGCAGUUAUACCUCCACCACCAUCGAUGGUUGAUGAUUUCCUGCAAUUUCAGGACCUUAUAAAGUGAGUAGCCAGUACUCUUCAAAUACCACUCAAAGAGGUCAAGGAUUUGCAACACAAAUUGCUUGACCUUUUGCAAUCUGCAACACUCACUAGACUUGCACUACUCAUUAAUGAGGCGUUCCUGGACUGAGCAAAGACAGUUUGGCAAACAUCUUGUAACAUUCCACUAACUUGAAAACAGGUGGAUAAAAGGAUUCUGAAUUUUUAUUCUCACAUCAUUCACGUAAUUCUCUGGUGGUGGAUGUGGUGAAUGAGUUGGGUAAGCAACACUACUCUGUCUACCCCAUAUGACAAGGGCCAAAAGCAUUUAGACCUCUUUGGAUGGAAGUCCUAUUCUUCCUCAACUCUGCAGUUUCAGAUCGCAAACUAUCAGGCGGUCAUGGCCAAAUAAUAAUUUCACAAACUGAUACAUUUACAGUCUUUUUAUUGAUUUUCCACAGGAACAGAGGAAACAAUUUCAUGCCAUUAUUGCCGAGGGUCUGUUAUUAGCUAGAACUUCUCAAGCGUUCUUGGAUGCCACAUACACCAAUGCCAGCUCCAUCUGUGUGGUAGUAGUUAUGCGCAGGGUGCAAUGGCUCCAACUCUCAGGGUUUCCGAGAGAGGUUCAGAACACUGUUGAAUGCCUCCCCUUUGAUGGUUGAAAGCCGUUUGCAGAAACCACAGAUGAGUCUCUUCACACAUUGACAGACUCCAUGGCCGUUUUAAGAUCUCUGGAUGCACCAAACCCCCCAUAAAGAGGCAUAUGUUCCAGAGAAAAAAAGCGGCUCCUCCUUCUUCCAAAAGUUCCAAAUCAUCAUUGAAACAACAAUUUUGACCAGUUGGUCAAGGGUUUGAAUCCUCCCACACCUCUGAUUCAGCAGCUUGUAACCCUUUGCCCAUCUCUCCCCUUUUGAAGACUGCUUUUCCCUUUCCAGCAUGCUUGGAGGUGGAUCACUACAGCCAAGUGGGUCAUAAAGGUCAUAACAUCAGGCUACCCUGUCCAUUUUUUAUCCAUCCCUCCCUCUCUCUCUCAAGCCUUUACUGAAGCAAGAAAUAGAUUCUCUUUCAGUUAAGAGCAAUAGAGCCAGUCCCAGCUCCUCACAGGGGUAGGGGAUUCUAUUUGAGAUAUUUCCUUGUGCCAAAGAAGGAUGGAGGUUGGAGACCAGAUUUUGGAUCUUAGGCUAUUAAACAAAUUUGUAAAGUCUCAUAAAUUCAGGAUGGCGACUCUGACUCUGAUAUAAUCCGUAUAUCAGAGGCAGCCGAGAGGUGUCUUGUAGGUCCAGGGCUGAAAACCAACUUCCAUAUAGUGACACACCCUUUUAACAGAAAAUAUCUACGUUCUACUGUAGCCCAGGAACGUUUUCAAUACAGAAUACUUCCCUCUGGCCUUUCCUUGAUCCUACGGGUGUUCUCAAAGGUCCUUGCGGUAGUGGCUGUUUAUCUUCGUCAAGAAGCGAUUUUAGUUUUCCCAUACCUCAACAACUGGCUGCUCAAGGGUCAGUCUUACCAAGUAGUGCUGUCAUCUGCUCAGACAUCACUCUCUCUUUUCCAGGAAUUGGGUCUUCAGCUCAAUGUAAGAAAAUCCACACUGAUCCCUGUACAGAGAAUACAGUUCAUACAGUGUAUUUGAAUUCAAUGGCAGCCAUAGCAUACCUUCCCAUGGAAAGAUUCUUAACUUUAUUCCAUCUAAUCAGGACCAUUGAAGGGAGACUUUAAUCCUCAGAAAGAAACUGUCUACAGCUUCUGGGUCAUAUGGCAGCUUGCGCCUUCAUGACCAAUCAUGCAAGACUAUGACUGCUGCUCCCAGGGCUGGCUCAGAACAAUCUGUUCACAAAUCAGACACAGUUUGGACAAGCAGGUCACAGUCCCUCUCCAUGUAAAGAAGUCCCUAGACUGGUGAAAAGAUCAACUCAACGUUGAUGUAGGCACUCCUGUUGUUCACCCAACUCCAACAAUAAUUGUGACAACAGAUACGUCUUUGCUGGAAUGGGGAGCUCACCUCAGUGCCAUCACAGCUCAGGGCAGAGGGAAACCAGUCUCCACAUCAACCUGUUGGAACUCAGGGCAAUCAGGAAUGCUUGUCUUCAUUUCCUACCCGUCAUCAGGGCAAAUGCAUUAAGAUCAUGACAGACAAUUUGGCCUGCCUGUUCUAUGUCAACAAACAAGGGGGAGAGCAAGAUCCCACUCCUUGUGCACUGAAGCAAUAAAGCUGUGGAACUGUCGUACAGCCCAUCAGAUCCAAAUUUCAACCGUUUACCUCCCUGGAGUUCAGUACACCACAGCUAAUGCCCACAGCAGGUGUUUCUCCAAACGCUCCACCGUAUAUUCCAGAAUUGGGAACUACCAGGUGUGGACCUCUUCGCUGCCAUCAGGAACAAGAAGUAUUGUCUGUUUUUUCUCAAGAAGGUGUCUAAGCUAUCAGUCUCUGGGAGACACCUUUCUCCUAUCUUGCACGAAGAGUCUAUUCUAUGCAUUUCCUCCAGCACUGCGAAUACGGAGACUAAUGAACAGGAUCAGACAUGAUACGGUCAGCAUUAUGCUUAUAGUACCGACCAGGCCGAGACAAACUUGGUAUCCUUACCUGUUUCAGCUGUACAUCCACACAGCAACCAAACUUCGUAUCAUUCCUCAUCUCCUCUCCCCAGACAAGGGUCAUUUACUUCAUCCCAACUUACGGAUCCUCCAUCUCAGGGCAUGGUUCCUUAAUGGUUCGUAUGAUUAGAAUCUACCUGUUCUGUGGAACUACAAUAAAUGUUACUGAAUAGUAGAAAGCAGUCAACCCAAAUUAUUAACCUGCAGAAGUGGAAUAGAGUCAGCCAUUGGUGUCGGUGCCACCGACUCGUGUCUGAAUCCUUGUUGCUUUCAGCUAUUCUGGACUACCUGUUGGACUUAAGUUUGAUUUCUUUAUCAGUUAGCUUAAUUUAAGGUUUAUUUGGCUGCAAUAUCAGCUUUUCAUCCUCCAGUAGAAGGAUUUUCUGUAUUUGCUCACCCUGUGUCUUUAGAUUUAUUAAGGUUUUGGGAAAACUCUUCCCCAAGUUAGGGACCCCACUCCAACUGGGAACUUCAACUUUGUACUUAGAUGUCUCUCAAGACCUCCAUUCAAACCAAGGACAAUCUGCUCUUUGCUUCACUUAUCCAGGGAGGACUGCCUGUUUAGUAGCUAUUAUGUUGGCGCGUGUGGUCAGAGAAAUUGGGGCCUUGAUGGCAGACCCUCCUUCCCACUUUAUGGAGUUAUUCAAGGACAAGGUCUCUUUACGUCCACACCAUAAGUUCUUACCUAAGGUACUAUCAGAAUUUCAUCUUAACCAGUCCAGUUAUCUUCUGGCUUUUUCCAAAACCACAAAAGUCUCAACAGAAGAGUUCUUUUCAUACCUUAGAGAUUAGGAUGACAAUGCCCUUCUAUCUAGACAGGACCAAUCAAUUUCAGAAGUCAUCUAGACUGUUUGUUUCCAUUGUGGUCCAAGACUUCUGCCAAGAGAUUGUCAAGGUGGAUCUCCGUGUGUAUUGUCACUUGUUAUGGUGCAGCUGGUGCUCAAAUCCUCCCUCCCCCCCGCAGGUGACCACACAUUCUACCAGAUCACAACAUCCAGGGCAUAACUCAAAAACAUUCCAGUAUCUUCAGUACAUACGUUUAGUACAUACAACACAAAGUCUUGUUCCAUGCCUCCAGUUCAGGAGCAGCACUUGGUACUGUGGUCCUGUCUUCAGUUCUGGACUCAAUUCUGAAGCUCCCUGCUCCAGGUGACUCCCAAAUAGUAUCUCCACAAGAAGCGCAGCACCCAUAGGGACACUACUCGAAGAAGAAGAGGUUACUCACCCUGUGCAGUAACUGUGGUUCUCUGAAAUGUGUGUUGCUCUGUGUGCUCCACUACCUGCCCUCCUUCCCCUCUGCUUCAGACUGUUCUCUGUGCAACAUUUGGAUGGAGAAGGAACUGAGGGAGGUUCAUUCACACAGCCCUACAUAGCCUCAGUGCGAGGUGCAAGGAUACAUAAGACACAUUCAUAGGCCAAAUGGACCCUGAUAAUGGAAAAUGUCGGAUCCAGGGCUCAAGAGGAGCAUGAGCACCUGAAAUGGAGCACCCAUCGGGAUGCAUGUCUCAAAGAAGCAUAGUUACUCCACAGGGUGACUAACAUCUUCUUAUGGUGUAAAUCCAUGCAAUAUCACUGACUUCAGUGGAGUUGCAUCUGUUUAUACCAAGUCUGAAUCUGGUCAAUCAUGUCUGUUUUCCCAUGAUCUGUACCUUUCCGCAGGUGACCGCUGUGGUUUAGCACAAGGGAUUAAUCUUGUCUUUCUCAACAGUGUCUUCCUAUCCAUAAGCACAAAAAGUGCAGAUGAUAGAGAGGUUUCAUUGGAAAGUAUUCAACAUAUUACUUUAACAUACAGGGCUCUUGUAAACACUACCUCAUCCUGCUGAGUAUGUCGUCAUCAUUGUAAAAGUUUUUGUUAAAGCAAAGAGCUGUUAGUUACUUACAACUAUGAUUGAUCUUUCCUUUAGUCAGAGCUGAAUUGUCACAAGACUCUUAAAGGCAUUAGCUAAUCUUCUGAGCUAUGUAAUUUAUUGAUUGAUUGAUCUUUAGAUCAUAUUCUAUAUCAAUAAUGUAAACAUUUCAUAACCUGUUGUACCAUUUUGCUUCAUCAGUCAUGAAGAUCUGCAGGACUCAUCGUAUUUAAAAAAAAACUCUUAACAUUUUGACUUAUUAAUAAGUACUUGACUUCUAAUAUGUCAAGACAACCUCCAAUAAUAAAGCAUCUCUCCAUAAAUAUCAUGUUGACAAGGGAAAUAUUACCGCCAUUCUUUCUUCCACUUGUAUGAAUUUAAAUUGUGCAUGCUGGUAAAAAGUGGGGAUGGGAAUCUGUAUUUGUCUGAAUCCUGAAAUGUCCUGUAGUAAGUUCCAUAGCAGAAGUGUUCUAACUAAACCAUUGGCAUUUUUUUUAUUGUUCUUAAUCUAGUUUUACCCGUCUUGAGCAUUUGUAAACACAUCUUGCUUGACAGUUUAUCCACUAGAUGUCAGUGUCUCUGUCCUUAGACAACUUUCUCCUAUCUGUAUGGGCAAUUAGUAUAUAAUAUUUAUAGUAACUAAGAAAUAAAACUAUUUUACUUUAACUAACCUCUGAAGCCUCUGCUUAGAAAUACAUUUGUAUGCAUAAUUUAAAUUAUUCAACAGAAAUCAAAUGCAGCUAAAGCAAGAAAAGCAAAAAGGAUUGCAUUGUUUUUACAGAACCAAAUAGGUGAAUAGUCUGUAGCCAUUAGAUAUGAAAUGUUUAACACUUUCCAAUAUCCUCAACUAUAUUUAUCCAACCAAAUGCAAUAGCAUAGUCCUUUAUCAAACAAUGUUGACCUGAAAUAUAGUUAUGUACAUUACAAACUAAGCAUGAAUUGCGUUAAUCUAUAGUUCUAUUAUAGGCAACUGGGUAGCUUCCAUUACAGCAGAGCUUGUGAAACAUUUGGUCAUGCUGAACACUUGCUAGAAUCAGUCUAACUGACACCCCUUCCUCUUUUUUUAAAUUCAUGUACUAUAUAAAAUUCAUUUGUAUUAAGGGAAAACAUUUUAAAAAUAUAGAGGUUAUCAUUCAGCUGAGUCUUGCAACCAGGUUGAGCUUGUCUGCUUUUGCCCUUCUGACUCUGAGAGGAAGGGCGUGCUCAGUGCUCCAGAGGAUCUAUAGUUUCCCUGGAGACACGCACCUUUAUCCACCCACUUUUAAGCCUUACUUCUAUUAGGGCUCUUUCUGGAAAACAGAUUCCAUGUAAGGAAGACUGGACAGGAGUUCCACAGUGCAGUUUGUGAAAUUAGCUGGCCAGCAGGCACUUCAUUAUUGCUUAGGUGGAGUACCCCACUUCCUUGUUGCUACUGGUCUUCUGCACCUCUGAGGCUGUGUCUGGAAUUUAGCCUAGAUCCUCUUACAUAAUAGCACAGAACAAUACCUCUUGGCUGUUAAGCCAGAGACAUAUUAAAUAUAAAUAUCUUGCUUUCACAUAAUUACUUUACUUUACCGGUUGCUUUUGUCCUUUGUUCAAACUUAUUCAAAGGGGACUAGCUAUGAUUUGGCAUUUAGGUAAACCGGUAUAUUGAUAACAUCUAAGCUGACCUGUUUAUAACAGAAAAAUUAUACAAAAAGCUGUCAUCAGGUUGUUCACUGCGUACAAUAUUAGUGCCUAGACACACUGUGUAUUUUUUUUAAAGUUGGUGCCAAUUUGUUUGGUUUGACUUGUUAGAAUAUGUUAAAUUAAUCAUGGAGUUUGUACUUGAUAGUUCUAAAUCAAUGUGAUUUAUCAUGUGUCAUGUUAAGGAGAACAAGCCUGCAGGCAUUCACUCAUGCAAUGCACCUCAUGAGAGUCUUGCUGCUAAGUAAGCUGUACAUCUGUAAAUUUUGUGAUAAUGGAAAAAGAAUAAAUAGACUUUCAAUAUAAUGCAUCAAAAACAA